AUGCAGAUCUUCGUGAAGACGCUGACGGGGAAGACGAUCACCUUGGAGGUCGAGAGCAGCGACACGAUCGACAACGUCAAGACCAAGAUCCAGGACAUGGAAGGUAUCUCGCCGGACCAGCAGCGCCUCAUCUUUGCCGGGAAGCAGCUAGAGGACGGCCGCACCCUGGCCGACUACAACAUCCGGAAGGAGUCCACGCUCCACCUGGUUCUGCGCCCGUGUGGCAGCGGCGGCAGGAACGGCUGCUACCCCCGUAACGUUGACCUCAAUCUUCGAAACCUGGCGCUGCAGCACAACGAGAAGAAUAUGAUCUGCCGCAAGUGCUACGCAAGUCUUCCAAUGAGGGCAACAAACUGCCGGAAGAAGAAAUGUGGCCACAGCAAUCAGGUGAGCCGCGUAAAAAGAAAACCAAGACAAAGUCAGUAAUUGGAGAUAAGGCACAAAAGGACAAUUAAAUAGGCUCCUAGAGACCAACCUAGAAAGAAGUUCAAAGAUGAAGCUGAGGCAAGUGAAGUGCUGCAGCCAAAGAAGAAGGGAUGCAAACAAGCCAAAAAUGUCAAAAAUAAUGACAAAAAGUCAAGCAAGUAGUCAGCCGCCCCUUUCAUGCUGGGCUGAAGACAAGCUUUUGUUUCUAGUUCUGCAUUCUAAGGCUCUCCUUUGCAGGCUCUUGAAUCAGCUGUGUUGGCUUCUUUUUUUCUUCAUGCUCCUAGCCUCUUUUCUCUGUCUUUCAUGUAAACACUUUAAGUGGGUGCUUCUGUCAGUAUUGCUUUCUAGAUGCUCUUAUGUCACUAAGCUGGAGGUUAUUUAUAUAUCCUUCACAAGUUGUCAAUUAAA
This is a messenger RNA of Panicum virgatum (switchgrass), 834 nucleotides long. Its product is annotated as ubiquitin-like. NCBI's taxonomy places the organism in Eukaryota, Viridiplantae, Streptophyta, Magnoliopsida, Poales, Poaceae. Gene Ontology annotation, biological process: modification-dependent protein catabolic process; translation; protein ubiquitination. The transcript has 4 exons. Gene Ontology annotation, molecular function: protein tag activity; structural constituent of ribosome; ubiquitin protein ligase binding. Bases 1 to 426 code for a protein of 141 amino acids. Gene Ontology annotation, cellular component: ribosome; nucleus; cytoplasm. The record is from RefSeq and is a predicted model, not a curated record.